Messenger RNA from Lactuca sativa (garden lettuce), 1152 nucleotides. RefSeq lists its product as uncharacterized. The record is from RefSeq and is a predicted model, not a curated record. Lineage: Eukaryota; Viridiplantae; Streptophyta; Magnoliopsida; Asterales; Asteraceae.
AUGAAGCAAGUGAAAUUCAUAUGUGAAAGCAACUUACAAAGACCUAAUCCUAAUGAAAGUGGUGAAGAAUGUUCCCAAAUACCAAUCACCAAUCAAUCAAUUCCUUUCGUUUCUAAUCCUAAUGCAACUCCACAAACACCAAUCACCAAUCAUUCAAUCCCUUCGGUUUCUAAUCCAACUCCACAAACACCAUGUUCUAACCAACCUAAUGAUAACAUUGACUUGAAAGAUCUUCCAAAGGACCCGGCGGAUAGGCCAUUGAUUACAAGUUACAAACCAAAUAUAAGAGAUGAUGUAAGAAGAGCAUAUUUGCUUCAAGGACCGUGUCAAGUAAGGACACAUAAGUUUCCUAAAAAAAAAAUAGGUGAUAGAUUUAGAAGAUUCGUUCCUUCAUGGUUUGAUGACUUUGAUUGGUUGGAAUAUAGUGUGAAAAAGGAUAGUGCAUAUUGUUUAUAUUGUUAUUUGUGUGGGGACCUCAUGGGACAAAAAGGAGGGAGAGAUGCAUUUGUUUCCCAAGGUUUUGAUACUUGGAAUAAAAAAGAUGCAUUUCGGACUCAUGUGGGUGGUGUUGAUAGUUUUCACAACAAAGCAAGAGAAAAGUGUGAGUUUUUAAUGAGGGAAAAACAAGCAAUUAAUGUCGUCUUGAGGAGGCAAACCGAAGCGGAGGACAAUAAAUAUAAAGCUCGAUUACGUGUUUCUAUUAUUGUUGUUAGACUUUUAUUAAAAACCGGUUUACCGUUUCGUGGUCAUGAUGAGUCGGUUAACUCGGAAAAUAAAGGGCUUUACAUUGAAGUGUUAAAAGCCAUUCGAGAGACUAGUGAAGAGAUUUUCAACAAUACUUUAGAAAAUGCUCCUAAAAACAAUCAACUAAUUUCCCCUAAAAUUCAAAAAGAACUUGUGCAAUGUUUUGCACAAGAAGUACUUUUGAGUAUUCGUGAGGAGAUUGGUCAAGAUGUUUUUGCUUUACUAGUUGAUGAAUCUAGUGAUGUUUCAAAAAAGGAACAAAUGGCUAUUGUUUUGCGUUAUGUCGAUAGUCUUGGCUUUGUGAAAGAAAGAUUCAUACGAAUAGUGCACGUGAAGGAUGCAUCUUCUUUGACCCUCAAAAACACCAUAAAUGAAGUACUUACAAGUAAUAAGUUGAGUUUUAGUUAG